Molecule: messenger RNA, 2487 nt
Organism: Acanthaster planci (crown-of-thorns starfish)
Lineage: Eukaryota; Metazoa; Echinodermata; Asteroidea; Valvatida; Acanthasteridae
Gene: ilrun
Product: inflammation and lipid regulator with UBA-like and NBR1-like domains
Biological process (GO): macroautophagy
Cellular component (GO): phagophore assembly site
Molecular function (GO): ubiquitin binding
Source: RefSeq, a predicted model, not a curated record
AGAAAGCGCAUUCAAUAUCGCCGCGAUUUCGCGUAGUUGUUCGUCAUGUUGCAGUGUUGGUGCUCACAAGUUACAAUGUGUGUUAACAGCAACGCAAAGAAAUCUUUAGAUUAAAACCCACAAACCUGACAGAAAAUGUCAACUGUUGCGUCGUUUUAUAUGUAAAUAGACUUUUAUCAGGUGAACCAUGGACGUGGAUAUGGAAUUGGACACAGAUUUGAUGGCGAAGUUUAGUAGUCUGGGAACGACGGAUCGCGAUGUUUUGAUUGGGGAAUUUCAAAAACUAGCCGGCAACAAUCUGAAUCCGACAGCGUGUGCAUUCUUCCUGGAUAUGAAUAACUGGAAUUUACAAGCAGCUAUUGGUUCCUACUAUGACAUUGAAAACUCCGCCCCCCAGACAAAGCUUCCAAGGAUGACCUUAAUCAAAGAUGUCACAAUAGGAGAAGGUGAAUCCAUAACACCAGAUACGGAGUUCACAAAAACGUGGCGAGUUAAAAACAAUGGUGAGGAGCCUUGGCCUCCCGGCAUAUCUCUACGUUUCACGAGUGGUCAUCAACUUGGACCUCAUGAUCACAUUUUCUUGGAGAAUCUAGAACCACAGCAAACCUUAGACAUCAGUAUACGCAUGAAGAGUCCAUCCAAAUGUGGCCUUUAUCAAGGACAAUGGCGAAUGUGCACAACAACGGGAUUCUUCUUUGGAGAAACCAUAUGGGUGAUACUUGAUGUCAGGACAGAUGGAAUGCUUGGAUUAACUCAGCAGAUGUCGUCAUUGGCAACCGAUCACACAGAUAUCCCCCACAACUCCAUGCCACUCCCCUUUGGUGGUCAUCCUAGUUCUCCUGGAAGACCCUCAGAUUCAACCACCAGCCUUCAGUUAAGACCUCCACAAUUCCAGGUCAACCAUUUUGACAGCAGUAGUCCUUCUCAGUGUAUUUCUUCUCCUGCAAUAUUCACUAGUGUACCACACCAACAUUAUACCUCGCAGCAAUAUUCUAUGGAGCAACCUUUAAGCUCUGCGUACCAGCAGAUGUCUCUCACUGAGGAUAGCCAAUCACAAGAGAGCUCAUCACCACGGCAACCCAAUGGGCUGAGCCAUCCUGGUUCUCUAUAGCAUUAUAUGUAGCCAUUAGUAUAUACGUCACUUUUGUAGCUCACAGAGCAACUUCAGCUGUUUGGUUUCUCUGGGUUUUUUUUGGGGGGGGGUUAGAUUCACAUGGCAUUAGGAUAUGGGGAUUAUGCUUGCUUAAUUGAAGGAAAACCAGUUAUAUCAAUGAGAGUUACUGAGAAUUUAAUCAACAUGAACUUCACAAAGCAUUUCACAAAAUGAGCUAUUCUCAUAUCUCUACGCUAAACGUUGUCUCAUAGGAAACACACUCAUUUAUGAAUGAAAGCAACUCAGGCUCACAAUAGAGUCAGAUAUUUGUCAGUCUGAUACUGUAUAUGCCAAAAGUGUUUGAGGUGUUUGGACAAUUAUGAUAGAUAAUUAAAUUUUGGUUUCAAAUGGACAUUAACCUUUUUUUUUACAAUGUAUACUGGAGCAUACAAACAUUUCUGUGCUUUUGGUGAACUGAAUCCUUACAUGUCCUGUAAGUUGAUCCUGGUCCAUUUGGAUGUUACAACAUUGCCCCGUUCUCCAUGUUUGACAGAACAUCUUUAGAUGUGUUUAUAUCAGAUCAAAUCCCACAGAGUUUUAUUUUUCUGCAUUCAGCACUUCUUUAUUUGCACUGAACACUCGUGCUCGUGAACUCUGCAUUCUUUGCAGGAAAUGAAAACCUUUUCUCCAUAUUUGGAUUUGUUUUUCCCAAAACAUUGUCAUAAGUUGAUGAUAUGAACAUUGAGUUAACAAUGUAACUUUUCACAGCCUUUGUGACCGAAUUUGGAAAAAAGUGAAUGCGAAAAGAUUCUUUUGAAGUUUUUAUAUCUUGAUAUAUUGAAACUGUGAUGAUAAAUUAUAACUGUGUGAUUCAAAGAUCUCCAACCUGUGAAAACUUGAGAAGUUGAUUGAUUGCUAUUGGGAUUUGUUUGUUUGGAGCACUAAGGAGAUAGUUGAAAGAAUCACAAUGAAUAAUCUGAAAUGAAUUAUCCAGAUUGAGAGGAAAUUAUUUUAUCAGUAAUGUUAAUUCUGAAAUCAUGGAGAUUUUGAAAUCUUUUUGAAAUGGUGUUAAUUGCAAUCUGCCUAAUUACCAAGGUUGGUAAGUUUGCAUGAAAUCAGCAAUUCAAUUCAACAAAGUUUAAUAGUUUGUGAUAAUUCCUGUAGCCAUUUAAGCUGCUAAUCAAAGGAGAUAAAAGUAAAAUUUCCAAUUGUAAUUAACAAUUAUGAAUGCACCUAACAUGAGAAAGAGAUGAUAGCUUGGCUUUUUCCAUGAAUAAAAUGGAUCGACUACUUUUAUUGUUUUACAUUGUAUAUUAUUGGGAUUGAUAAAAGAAUUAUGUUUAUAUCAUCAUCUAACCUGUAGAAUUUAGAAAUAAACCAAAAGGUUGCCUGAA